AUAAAAAUAAUAAAUUUUUCACAAUUAACCAAAAAAAUCGUCGAUGAAAAAGCUGCAGUUAUAUUCUUCCAAAGUCAUGGAAUAAUUCCUGAAGAAAAGGAAUGCAGUAAGAAACAUCAAAUGAAACUGCAGUUUGGGAAGCAGAUCCGUUGGAGAUGCUACAUUAAGGAAUGUAAGAAAGAAUCUGGAGUACGAGUAGAAACUUGGUUUCAAGAUACCAAGAUCCUCUUCAAGACGGCAGUUUCAUUUAUUUACUGGUGGGAACAAGAACAUAUUUCCGUGGAUUUUUGCAAGAAGGAGCUGGAAAUGAACCACAAUACAAAUAUAAAAAUAAUAAAUUUUUCACAAUUAACCAAAAAAAUCGUCGAUGAAAAAGCUGCAGUUAUAUUCUUCCAAAGUCAUGGAAUAAUUCCUGAAGAAAAGGAAUGCAGUAAGAAACAUCAAAUGAAACUGCAGUUUGGGAAGCAGAUCCGUUGGAGAUGCUACAUUAAGGAAUGUAGGGAAGAAUCUGGAAUACGAGUAGGAACUUGGUUUCAAGAUACCAAGUUCCACUUCAAGACGGCAGUUUCAUUUAUUUACUGGUGGGAACAAGAACAUACUUCCGUGGAUUUUUGCAAGAAGGAGCUGGAAAUGAACCACAAUACAAAUGUAGAUUUCAACAACUACUUCCAAGAGGUAUGUCUUUAUGUAGAAAGCAGGGAUCAAAAUCCCAUUGGAGGAAAGGGGAAAACUGUGGAAGUAGACAAAAACCAUUCGUCAGGAGGAAGAACCACUGUGGCCGCAUGCUUCAGCAACAGUAGUGUUUUGGAGGCAUCUGCAGAGAAACGAAGCACUGCUUCGUGA
Strongyloides ratti is the source of this 843-nucleotide messenger RNA. RefSeq lists its product as hypothetical. The transcript has 2 exons. The annotation marks the transcript as partial. NCBI's taxonomy places the organism in Eukaryota, Metazoa, Nematoda, Chromadorea, Rhabditida, Strongyloididae. The record is from RefSeq and is a predicted model, not a curated record.